Molecule: messenger RNA, 588 nt
Organism: Cutaneotrichosporon cavernicola
Lineage: Eukaryota; Fungi; Basidiomycota; Tremellomycetes; Trichosporonales; Trichosporonaceae
Exons: 3
Coding region: 1-588 (195 amino acids)
Source: RefSeq, a predicted model, not a curated record
AUGGGCGUCGCAGUCCUUGAGGCCAAGGCACCACAACCAAUCUCCGCGCGGCGCGGAAUCUCCUCACCGUCUCCUCCCUGGCUCCGCAAAGACCUCCCUCGCCCACGCCAAACGCCGUCUCAGGUCCAGGCACAACGACAAUCCAUCCGCCAAGCUGCCCAGCUCCAAGCAGCCCAAGCAGAACUCGAAACCCGCCUACGCCAACUCUCCACGUCGGCGGGCCGAGCCGCCUUUGCCUCUACUCUUCAACGGUGGACAAACUUUGCCGACCAGAAGAUGUUUGAGGGUCUUUCUGCUCUGGCCCAGAUCGACGGUGACAUUCGCGCCGGCCGCGCUCCGCCCAUGCGCCAAUGUGUUAAUUCAAUUACGGUGGAGGGCGAGGAACGGGGCCGUGCAGAGGCGCGUGUCGCAGAGGCGUCUAUUGCGCGCAGGGUUUUCGCCCAGGCCAUUCAACUGCUUCGGUCGGGCGGAUGGGCGGGACACGAGACGAGUAUUGUGUUGGAUACGGAUGAGGCGCGAUGCAGGCUCAUUGAGAACUGCGUCGAAAUCGACAUGUGUAAAGGCGACCCGCGCCUGCAGUUUAUUUAG